AUGAACGGAAAUGUUUCCGAAUGGUAUAACGAAUGCGACAAUGCCAUUAGAAGGUCAGAAAUAGUUCCUGGAACUUACGAAUAUACAACUGCUGUUUCUUAUGGAAACGUAGGUGAGUUUGGAGAAGGUUCUUCAACAACAGUAGAUAUUGCUUGCGACAGGUUUCAUAUUAUUUCUAUUGACAACUCAUUCUUAUACGUGGAACAAGACAUUGAAAUAAAACCUUCUGCCAAGUUGUCUGACAAGAAAGGUUGCAAUGGAAUUUUCUAUGUCGGAUACCAAUAUGCUCCAGAAGUUUUCAUGGGAUAUAAGAUAUAUUCUAACUCUGACUUAGUUCAAACAGUAACAUGGGCAAACUAUGAAUGGUUCGCUUUGAGAAACUCAGUACAACCACAAGCUAGAGAACAAACAGACCAGUAUGCAACUAUUGAGAAAAUAAGAAGACUUGACCCUAACGUUCCAGGAGUUUAUGUUAACCUUUCUGGACAAACUGCAGCAGCAGUAACCAAAGUAAAACUGAAACUUAGAGUUCCUUUGUCAUCUUUCCUCAUCUUCAGGUUUUUAAGAUACUUGCCAAACUGGGCAGGAAAAAUUUCUAUCGAACUUACUCCAAGCAAAAAUAACUUAGUCAUUGCACCAACACAAGACCCAUUCACUAUUACAGACGUAAAGGGAACAAAUCAAACGUCAUUCGCCGAAUUUUGCAAAGACAAAGUUGACUUAGACUUUGGUUUCUCAAACUUCAACAAUGAAGUAAACUAUUAUUUCAAUGCUGCUGGAACUGCUUGGGACCCAGUUAAGUUUACAUGCGAAAAAUUUGAAUGCAAGAGAAUAGAAAGCAGACUUGCA
Molecule: messenger RNA, 849 nt
Organism: Trichomonas vaginalis G3
Lineage: Eukaryota; Parabasalia; Trichomonadida; Trichomonadidae
Product: protein of unknown function, DUF4106 family
Exons: 1
Source: RefSeq, a predicted model, not a curated record